Messenger RNA from Limanda limanda (common dab), 1583 nucleotides. Its product is annotated as nuclear factor 7, ovary-like. The record is from RefSeq and is a predicted model, not a curated record. Lineage: Eukaryota; Metazoa; Chordata; Actinopteri; Pleuronectiformes; Pleuronectidae. The transcript has a single exon. Bases 1 to 1389 code for a protein of 462 amino acids. Gene Ontology annotation, molecular function: metal ion binding; protein binding.
AUGGCUUCCAGAUCAGAAGAGAAUCUCUGCUGUGCGGUCUGCAGUGAUGUCUUCAGAGAUCCUGUUCUUCUGUCAUGUAGCCACAGCUUCUGUAAAGACUGUUUGAAGAGCUGGUGGAAAGAAAAAGGAGUAAAAGAGUGUCCACUUUGUAAGAGAAGAUCUUCGAGGGAAGAACCACCUUGUAACCUGGUGUUAAAGAACCUGUGUGAGACCUUCUUACAGGAGAGAGAUCAGAGCUCUUCACCUGCUCUCUGCAGUCUGCACUCAAAGAAGCUCAAACUCUCCUGUCUGGACCAUCAGCAGCCAGUGGGUCUCGUCUGCAGAGAUUCAGAAAAACACACCGACGACGGAUUCAGACCAAUGGAUGAAGUUGCACGACAACACAAGAAGCAGCUUCAGGAAACUCUGGAGCCCUUGAAGAAGAAGUUACAGUGUUUUGAACGUGUUAAAGUACAGUUUGAACAAACAGCAGAACACAUUAAGGUCCAGGCCGGACUCACAGAGACGCAGAUCAAGGAGCAGUUUAAAAAGCUUCAUCGGUUUCUGGAGGAGGAAGAGGAGGACAGGGUGGCUGCACUGAGGGAGGAAGAGGAGCAGAAGAGUCGGAUGAUGAAGAAGAAGAUUGAGGCUCUGAGCAGAGACGUAAUGGCUCUUUCAGACACAAUCAGAACCACAGAGGACGAGCUGAGAGCUGAAGACGUCUCGUUCCUGCUCAAUUACAAGGCUGCAGUGGAACGAGUCCAGCAGCGCCCCCUGCUGGAUGAUCCACAGCUGGCCUCAGGAGCUCUGAUAGACGAGGCCAAACAUCUGGGCAACCUGAGCUUCAACAUCUGGAACAAGAUGAAGGACGUGGUCUCCUACAGUCCUGUGGUUCUGGACCCAAACUCUGCUCAUCCAGAACUCGUCCUGUCUGAAGAUAUGAUCAGUUUGAGAGGAGGAGAGAAACAGAAGCUUCCUGACAAUCCAGAGAGGUUUGAUUAUUUUCACUCAGUCCUGGGAUCUGAGGGUUUUAACUCAGGGACUCACAGUUGGGACAUCCUGGUUGGAGACAGUACACGCUGGACACUGGGUGUGUCAGCAGAGUCUGCCCAGAGGAAGGGAAGCAAUAUGUCUGAAACAUGGGGAAUAUGGUUCUAUGAAGGUAAAUACACAACCGUGUCACCAUCAGGAUUAUCUGUUCUCUCUGUGCAGAAGAUCCAGAGGAUCAGAGUGAAACUGGACUGGAACAGAGGAGAACUGUCGUUCUCUGAUCCUGAUACUAACAAACACAUUCACACCUUAACACAAACUUUCACUCACAAGAUGUUUCCUUUCUUUAGCACGAAAGAUCAUCACCCAGUGAAGCUGUUACCUGUGAAAGUCUCUGUGACGCUGGAUCAGAGCCGUUAGAGACAAAGAUUUUAUUCAUCAUGUUUAUUUCUUCAAGAGAAAUCUGCUGAAUUUAAAAGUUAAACUCGUUAUUCUGAAGCUUUGUUUAUUUCUCCUUUUACUUAUCACUCAUUUUUAUUUCUGCUGUCGAUUUUUCCACGUGUGUAAAAAGAUUUGAUUAUUUUCUGAUCUUUAUCUUUGGUUUGUUUUUUUAC